AUGGAUGACCUCCCUCCUUUACCCUCGUAUGAUGAACCUUCCAAGUGGCUAAAAAAAAUAAAGAGGCAGCGUCUCAAAGGUGGAAAGACAUUUCGAACCCUGUGUAGGUUGCUUAAGACUGAAAUCAAGAGCAUGAUGUGCUGGUCGUCAAUCACUGCAGUUCUGGACUUUGUCGCACCGUAUUCAAUGCUGCGACUGCUUGCGUACCUGGAAAACCCAGACGAUGCCAUCCUUCAUCCAGCCCUGUGGGUGGCCCUGUUAUUUAUCGGACCAAUGUUGCGGUCACUCUGUUAUCAGCAAUACAUCUUCACGGCUACUCGACUUCUUGUUCGAGUCAAUGUGUCGCUGGUACAGGAGAUCUAUCAGACCGCAAUGCGGUCGUACCUGUACGAUGAUUCCAUCGUCGAAACUAGUACAGAAGAUCGCCCGAAGUCCUCUCGAAAGAUGAGAGAUUCCGCGAAAGGAGCACCAAAGUCUAGCCAAGCUAACAUAACCAGUUUGAUGUCGUAUGAUGUGGACGCCAUAUACAACUCGCGAGACAUCUUUUUCGUGGCCACUGCAGCCCCAAUAGCCACCACAGUUGCUGUGAUCUUCCUCUAUCGAAUGCUGGGGUGGCCAUCACUGUUUGGGGUCUCUGCACUUCUGUGUCUGUCUCCUCUCCCUGCCUUAGCCUCCCGUAGGGUUUCACGCAUCCAGAGAUCUGUGAUGCAAGCUACAGAUGUUCGACUCUCUAAAAUAUCCGAGUACUUGAACUCCAUACGAACUCUGAAAUACUUUGGGUGGGAGCAUGCUGCAAUGAAAUCUAUCAACGAAGCUCGAGGCGUGGAACAACGCCGCCUCUGGAAGCGGAGUGUGUAUGCUGCUGCCAUUUCAAUGGCGGGCGACCUGUUACCGAUGGUGAGCUUGCUAGUCAUGUUUUCUGUCUUUGUGCUAUUCACAAAUGACACCUUGCGAGCCGCAACGGCCUUUACAUCCCUGUCGAUCAUGGAGACCUUGCGCUCCCAAUUCGUCUGGCUGUCAAACAUCAGCAGAGCUUCUGCCCAAGGAGCAGAAUCGCUGCGGCGAGUCGACCGCUUCUUCGAUACUGCAAGGGAAAUCAAACAACACCCCGAAGGGCCAUUGGAGCUUAAGAAUGCAACAUUUCGCCGAACCCCUAUUGCUGCUUUUAGAUUACAUGAUGUUUCGGUUCGCUUCAGGCCGCGUGCCCUGAACGUAGUGACAGGCCCCACUGGAAGUGGAAAGACUUCUUUAUUACUUUCUUUGCUGGGAGAAACUGUACUCGAAUCGGGAACGGCCUCCUGUCCACGAGAUGUGGCUUAUGUACCACAAGCUCCCUGGCUCCAGAAUGACACGAUUCGGGAAAACAUCACCUUCUUCAGCCCAUUUGACAAAGCCCGCUACAACGCAGUUGUCGAAGCGAGCGGUUUGAUUCAAGACCUCCAACAGCUGCCGGCUGGAGAUGCUACUAUCGUGGGCGAAAAGGGUACGUCACUUUCCGGUGGCCAAAAACAACGAGUAUCCUUGGCGAGGGCUUUAUAUUCGCAAUCCUCCACACUCCUACUGGAUGAUAUCUUCUCUGCACUUGACACUCAUACCACUACGCUGGUUUACGACAAGUGCUUCCGUAGUGGCCUGCUCUCAGAUAGAACGGUUGUUCUUAUCACACAUUACUCAGCCGCUCUGCAGGAUGCCGAACUGCUUGUACGGCUCGAUCAUGGCAAGGCAUCUACUGUAGAAACACCUUGGAGCCUUCCCCAAGCCCUUCUGCAGCGUACGCGCUGCAGUACACCCGCAACCGAUACAGAUUCCAUGUCCUUAGGUAACCCGCCAAUAGUAGAAGAAUCCCUUGAUGCUCCUUCAGAGCCUACAACCACCAUUGCCCCUGCACACGAGCAGCAAAGUCCACAGGUAGGACGCAUAGCAAAGGAAACCUCAGCGACUGGGCGUGUGCCGCGCACCUUAGCCCUACAAUACAUUCUCUUAUUCGGUGGACCUUGCUACGCACCGCUCGCAAUGGCUGUAACAAUCGCAGUGCAAUUUGCUUACUUUGCGAUCACCUACUGGCUCUCUAUUUGGAUGGGUGCAUACGAAAAGUACGAGAACCCAAAUUCCCUCUACUAUUUAGGGGUCUACGCCGCAGCGAUCAUCCUCUUCCUGUUGCUGCAGCUCAGUGGCAAUCUCCUCUAUCAGUACGGAAGUUGGAUAGCUGCAAAGAAGAUGCACAGGCGGCUAGUGACCGCGGUCCUAUCCGCCCCCAUUUCCUGGUUCGACCAGAAUCCAAUCGGACGGCUGAUUAACCGGUUUGGAAACGAUACCCGGUCUCUAGACACAGUUUUGAUAGAUUGGCUGCGGAUGUCAAUCGAGAACGGGUUGCGUUUCUUGCUUCGCAUUGCCAGUGUUGCCUCGAUCAUGCCUAUCUUUGCUCUUCCGGCGGCUGUUAUAUGCACUAUUGGGUUCGUCAUCGGAGAGAUGUACACGCGCACUCAAGUCUCCAUCAAGCGGCUGACAUCCAUCAACUACUCUCCUGUGUUUUCACAUUUUACUGAUUCUCUGUCCGGCCUGUGCGUGAUUCGUGCCCGCAAGGAUAUGGAUCUGGUAUUCCAGCGGCUACUCGCCGAGAAGCUGGCUGUCCAUGCCCGCUCCGCAGAAACGCAAUAUAAUUGCAACCGUUGGAUAUCCGUCCGCUCAGAUUUAUGUGCCGCGUCCGUUGCAGCCGCGGCGGGCUGUGUGGCCUAUUUUUGGUCCGGACCAGCAGGGCUGGUGGGCUUCUCAUUGACCAACGCCAUUGGCCUCAGCCAGAAUAUCCUGAACUUAGUACGAACAAUGAACGAGCUGGAGGUCGAGCUGAACUGUUUCCAGCGGGUGCGUGAAUACGCGGAUAUCGAGCCAGAGGAGCACCUGAGUGAAGACCAAGCAAAAUCCUCAGUCGUCCCAGCCAGCUGGCCUACAUCCGGCCGUGUCGAGUUUCACAACGUCACCGCGCGAUACCAGGAAGAAGGGCCAGACGUCCUACGCAAUGUGUCUUUCGUCGCGAAUCCAGGGGAGCGUAUUGGCCUCGUCGGCCGCACAGGAAGUGGCAAGAGCACCCUUGGACUAUCCUUACUGCGAUUCGUGAACAUCGCGUCGGGCCAGAUAACCAUCGACGGAGUCGACAUCACCAAGAUCUUCCUGAACCGGCUUCGCGCUAGCGUAACCUUGAUCCCGCAAGAACCAGUCCUCUUCUCCGGGGAUGUUCACUCGAAUCUCGACCCAUUCGGCGAAUCCAGCGAAACAGAACUUGCCUCUGCCCUGGGAGCUUGCACCUCCAUCCACGUCCCUGACGGCAGCGACCAGACGGACCACGCCCAUCCCGCCAAAACGACCCGCCCUCUCACUCUGGAUACGCCUGUGGCGGCUAACGGCGAGAACUUCAGCCAAGGCCAGCGUCAAGUGCUCAGUCUUGCACGGGCCAUGUGUCGACGAUCCAAGGUCGUGCUGUUGGACGAGGCGACGGCGUCUGUCGAUCAUGAAACGGACAUGCAUAUGCAGCGUGUUCUGAGGGAGAUGUUCCCCGAUUGUACCAUCAUCGCUAUUGCGCAUCGACUGAGGACUAUUAUGGAUUAUGAUCGGGUACUUGUUAUGGUUGACGGGGAGAUUGUUGAGAAUGACACGCCCGCCAACCUCGUCAAGAAGGAAGGUGUCUUCUGGGAUAUGUUACGCAACACAGGCGAGUAUGAUGAGCUCGUUCAAAUGAUUGAGACAAAGCCUUCUACUUCGUGA
Aspergillus pseudotamarii is the source of this 3759-nucleotide messenger RNA. RefSeq names its product putative ABC multidrug transporter. Gene Ontology annotation, cellular component: membrane; fungal-type vacuole. The transcript has 3 exons. The coding region runs from base 1 to 3759 and encodes 1252 amino acids. Gene Ontology annotation, molecular function: ATP hydrolysis activity; ATP binding; ABC-type peptide transporter activity. The record is from RefSeq and is a predicted model, not a curated record. Gene Ontology annotation, biological process: transmembrane transport. Lineage: Eukaryota; Fungi; Ascomycota; Eurotiomycetes; Eurotiales; Aspergillaceae.